AUGGUGUGCCGGGACACCUUGCCUGUAGAGCACCCUGUGGCCCCUAGAGGCUGCCUUGUUAUCCCGUGCCAGGAGGUACAGACAGCAGGACCCACCCCAGCCAAGCCCAGCUGCCCUGGAGUAGAUCCUGACCGUGGAAAAGCUGUGCCUAGCACCAGAGCCAGUUUGUGGGCAGAUCCUGGAAAUAACUCACCGCAGGUGCCCGGAUACCCGGUGAACAUCAUGCCUGGAAGCAGCAGCAGACCACAGGGUCCAGAAGUUGCUGCCACAGUCACUCACGCACUGCUGCUACCGGAGCUGGAGUCACCCGUGGAACACUCACCUGUUAGAGGCACUGAACAAGAAGAUCCUAAUAAGCUUGCUACCAGCUGGCCAGACUACUACAUUGACCGCAUUAAUUCCAUGGCAGCAAUGCAGACUCUGUAUGCUUUCGAUGAAGAAGAAACAGAAAUGAAAAACAAAAUAGUUGAAGACUUGAAGACAGCUCUGCGGACUCAGCCCAUGAGGUUUGUGACCAGGUUUAUUGAGCUGGAUGGCCUGAGUUGUUUGCUGAACUUCCUGAAGAGCAUGGACUAUGACACCUCAGAGAGUCGCAUCCACACAUCCGUUAUAGGGUGUAUCAAGGCACUGAUGAACAACUCCCAGGGACGGGCUCAUGUCCUGGCCCAUCCAGAAAGUAUCAACAUCAUAUCCCAGAGUUUACAGACUGAGAACAUUAAGACCAAGAUUGCUGUGCUGGAGAUCCUAGGGGCUGUCUGCUUGGUACCAGAUGGUCACAAAAAAGUCUUGCAAGCCAUGUUUCACUACCAAGUCUAUGCUGCAGAAAGGACAAGAUUCCAGUCAUUGUUAAAUGAGCUAGACCGAAGCAUGGGGCGAUACCAAGAUGAAGUAAACCUCAAAACAGCCAUCAUGUCCUUCAUCAAUGCUGUCCUGAAUGCAGGUGCUGGUGAGGACAAUUUGGAGUUCCGGUUGCAUCUCCGAUAUGAGUUUCUAAUGCUAGGAAUUCAGCCCAUCAUUGACAAGCUCAGAGGACACGAGAAUGCUACACUGGACAGACAUUUAGAUUUCUUUGAGAUGGUCAGAAAUGAAGAUGACCUGGAGUUUGCCAAGCGGUUUGACCUGAUCCACAUUGAUACAAAAAGUGCCUCUCAGAUGUUUGAGUUGAUCAAGAAGAGAUUGAAGCAUACAGAUGCCUAUCCCUAUUUGUUAUCCAUCCUCCACCACUGCUUGCAGAUGCCAUAUAAGAGGAAUGGAGGAAACUUCCAGCAGUGGCAACUCUUGGACAGAAUACUCCAACAAAUUGUUCUUCAGGAUGAACGAGGAGAUGAUCCAGAUAUAGCUCCAUUGGAAAACUUCAGUGUCAAAAACAUCAUUAAAAUGCUAGUGAAUGAAAAUGAGGUCAAGCAAUGGAGGGAUCAGGCAGAGAAGUUUCGGAAAGACCAUGCUGAGCUGAUGAGCAGGCUAGAGAAGAAGGAGCGGGAAUGUGAAACAAAGACUCGGGAGAAGGAUGAAAUGAUGAAGACACUGAACAAAAUGAAGGACAAACUGCAAAAAGAAUCCUUGGAGCUGCGCCAGACCCGAGACCAGAUGAAUGAUCUAGUGGCUCAACUUAAUGAGUUCUCGCAAGGGGGAAGCAUUUCCUUCCCACCCCCACCACCCCCUCCUCCAGGUGGCCCAUUAGCUUUGUCCUCUUCUCACAUGUCUGAUAAUUUGCCAUCGCUGCCACCUCCUCUCCCUUUCUCCAGCUGUCCCCCUCCUCCCGCUCCACCACCUCCACCAGGAGGACCUCCUCCUCCACCAGGAGCACCACCUGUCUUCAGCAUGGGGAUGGCACCCCCUUCAACAACCACCUUCAGCACCAGUGGCCCUAGUCUGAAGAAGAAAACUAUCCCCCAGCCUUCACAUCCACUGAAAUCCUUCAACUGGGCUAAGUUGAGUGAGGAGAGGAUCCCUGGCACAAUCUGGAAUGAGAUUGAUGAUUUAAAGGCAUUCAAGGUGCUGGAUCUAGAAGAUUUUGAAAAGAUGUUCUCUGCGUAUCAGAGGCACCAGGACCUGCUAACUAACCCCUCCUCCUCUAAGCAAAAAGAGAUGGGUUCAACAGAAGACCUUUACCUCUCCACAAGAAAGGUGAAAGAGCUAUCUGUGAUUGAUGGCCGGAGGGCCCAGAACUGUGUCAUUCUCCUUUCCAAGUGGGCAUCAGCUUCUAUCUGAAGACUCAUCAUCAGAAAGUGAUCACUACUCAUUGGUAGAUGAAAGCAGAUCAUUGUCAGUGUUUGCAUUUCACUCGAAGUAAUGUGUUCCCCACGUUCUGUGUCUGUCAUUUGUCUCUGUUCUGUGUGCUUCUUUCUAAAUAUUGUUCUGCCCAUCUCCCUGGAAUACAGCAGAGCUGAGUGUGAUGUUCAUUUUUUUGACUCAUGGUGAGAACAGUGGUAAACAUAGGCAUUCAUAUUCAAGACUCUGAGAUGAGCUCAGCUUCUUUAGAGCAUGGUAUUAAUUAUAUCAAGGUUGUGGUUUAAAUCCCUGUAUGGGACACUUAAUAAAGAGUUUGGCUCAGUGAUCCUUGUUAGUCCCUUCCAGAUCAGAAUAUUCCAUGAAGAACUAAGUCUUCUAUUUGUAAAUUAGGUUUUUGAAAGCAAGAGUUGCCUUUGUGUAUUUCUGCAAUGGCUAAUACAUUCAAAAGCAGUGACAUCAGGGCCCUCUAUAUUUUUUCAUGUCUUUCUACCAGCAUGAGUUCUAGGUUUGAGGUCUGUCCCUUUCAAAUUUGUACAGACACUGAUCAAAUUGUGAAAGUUGCUUUUCAUAACAGAGGAGGGACAGCAAGACUGGAGACAAAACCUGGUUAAGCUGUGGCAGUACUGAGCAGCAAAACUGUUUCAUUGGGCAGUAGAAAAUACAUGUUCAUAUGGAUGUGAUGCUUGUCUGCUCUAGCAAGCUAACAGUGAAAACAAGGUUGCAGCCAGACCACCAGGACUGGAGCAAGUUCUUUCCCUUGCUUAGUGAAACCUGUGGAAGCUUUCAUUAUGCUACUUAUGUGGCAUUAGCCUGCAUAUCAGCAGGACCCCACCACCCAAACCUUCAGUGAGGAAAGGCUUACAUUUCUCUCUCUGCAGUAGUUGCUGCCAACACAUAUUUGCUGGUGUUGGCAGCUGAUUGUGACUGGAGCAGAAGGAUGGGGAGGCAUAAGGGCAACAGGAUUUUCAUGCUGUUUGAUGGACCUACUGAAUUGUGUCUGGGGUUCAGAUUACCUGUAAGCAGGUGGAAAAUUUCCUAGAAGUGGUAACAUCAUGUGUUCGGUUCAGUUGGCUGGGCUGAGGAGGAUCCAGGAAGGUGGUCCAUGACUUGGUAUGGCACUAGAUACUUAUUUCUAAAAAUCUUCUGUCUCCAAAACAAAAGCAAUGUGGGCAAUAGCAAUGCAUGUUUUUCAACAUUCAUCUUCUCUGCUAUGCAAGUGUGGACAAUCUUAGCUGAGAAGAAUUCUCUCUAUACAGGUAACCCUCUCUAUACAGUGUCUUGGUUUGGAAGACAAGUGUCUGGUAGGGAGGGCAGGUGCUUCCCUUGGAAUGAAAA
Cyanistes caeruleus (blue tit) is the source of this 3567-nucleotide messenger RNA. The record is from RefSeq and is a predicted model, not a curated record. Lineage: Eukaryota; Metazoa; Chordata; Aves; Passeriformes; Paridae.